CGUCAAGGUCAGCCCAUCAGCUAUACCUAGGUAGCUUGAAGGUAGAAGUCGCCUCUGAGGCACUCAGCGCACACAUAAAUCUCUCACGAGUCACUCGGCCACAGCCCAGGAGGGCUUGCUACCACGAUGCAGUUUUCCUCGAAAUCCUUCCGCUCCACGCUCCCCAAUUCGCUCGCCGCCAAAUACCGCAAAGCGCUUCAAAAGCACCCGUUUGCACUCUUCGGCCUCCCCUUCCUGGCAACAAUAGUCGCCGGCUCUUUCUUACUCACACCGGCCACUGCGCUGCGCUAUGAGAGAUAUGAUCGCAAAAACCAGCAAAUAAGUCAAGAGGAAGCGAUGGGCCUGGGUCAGAAUCGCAGGAAGGUCAAUAUGAAAGACGAAUACUAUCGACUACAAGCAAAGGAUCUCGAAGACUGGGAACAGAGGCGCGUGAAGCGCCUACCCGGCGAGCCAGACGGCACACUUGUUUGAGUUGAUCGUUCAAUAUAAAAGGGCGUUGUGGGAUACAUGGAGCAUACUGGCCAACACUUCUGGUCCUCUCGGCGUUUGGUGAUUCGAAAGGUGAACUUCUCAACUUCUACAGGCUGCAUAUUUGCAUGUAAUUAUAUCAAAGUGAUGGUCGUCUGUCUAAAGAAUUAGAGAGGGCUGCAGACCUUCACGACGUUACGAUGGUGUCAAAU
Messenger RNA from Boeremia exigua, 680 nucleotides. Its product is annotated as cytochrome c oxidase assembly protein COX16, mitochondrial. Bases 127 to 471 code for a protein of 114 amino acids. The record is from RefSeq and is a predicted model, not a curated record. Gene Ontology annotation, cellular component: mitochondrial inner membrane. The transcript is spliced from 2 exons. Lineage: Eukaryota; Fungi; Ascomycota; Dothideomycetes; Pleosporales; Didymellaceae. Gene Ontology annotation, biological process: mitochondrial respiratory chain complex IV assembly.